This is a messenger RNA of Mustela erminea (ermine), 2645 nucleotides long. It is a transcript of the gene TTC9C, whose product is annotated as tetratricopeptide repeat domain 9C. The transcript is spliced from 3 exons. The record is from RefSeq and is a predicted model, not a curated record. Bases 710 to 1225 code for a protein of 171 amino acids. NCBI's taxonomy places the organism in Eukaryota, Metazoa, Chordata, Mammalia, Carnivora, Mustelidae. Gene Ontology annotation, molecular function: protein binding.
ACUGUCGGGACUCUGGCCCCGGUACUGUGGGUGCUUCCGCCCGUAAACCGAAGUCGAGGAGGAGACUUCCGUGCCUGGGCGUUUGCAGAGGGCGAGCGGUUGCCCGUGGGGCUUGGGUGACUUGCUACUGAGCUGCUGUGCUGCCGCGUCAGUUUAUGCCUGUGGUUUGGGUGCACUGAACGCAUUCAGCUCGGUUCCCAGCUUCUGACGCAGAUAGAAACAAAUGCUUGUGGAAUACGUGCAAAUAAAGAGCCAGGGUGGCGGCCAGCCCUGUAGCCCUCUUUCUGCAGUUGUCCCCGCCUAUUCCCUUCCACUUCCGGGUCAGGGAGGUGUGUCCAAAAGCAAGGAGGAAGCAAAAUCCGCCGGCAUUCCCACGCCUGCCACAGUUCCUUGGGACGGCCUCUGAUUUUCCGGGAGGGCCUGUCCACCCCGCUGUCUCUUUAAGAAAUCACUUAGUCUCUGGCUUUACUCUUCCCACAUCCUUUCCCUGAUUACUCCUCUACGUCUAGAGAUCGAAAAAUACUGCAGAGUAGAGAGGAAGGGGCUGUAGAAGAAACAAGCGAAACUCAUUCCUUGGGGGGCGCCCUGGAGAAGGAUACUUUCCUGCCUUCUCAUACCGGCUACCUAAAUUAGUUAUUCGCUCCUGUCUUCAGAGCUUCAGUUGCUCUUUCACUUCCCGAUUCCGCAAGAGCUCUGGGGAGGCAGAGUUAUGGAGAAACGCCUGCAGGAGGCUCAGCUGUACAAGGAGAAAGGGAACCAGCGUUACCGAGAAGGGAAGUACCGAGAUGCUGUAAGUAGGUACCAUCGAGCUCUGCUUCAGCUGCGGGGUCUGGAUCCAAAUCUGCCCUCCCCGAUACCCAAUCUAGGACCUCAGGGCCCGGCCCUCACACCUGAGCAGGAGAACAUACUGCAGACCACGCAGACAGACUGCUACAACAAUCUAGCUGCCUGUCUCCUUCAGAUGGAGCCAGUGAACUAUGAACGAGUGAAAGAAUACAGUCAGAAAGUCCUGGAACGACAACCUGAUAAUGCCAAGGCCUUGUAUCGGGCUGGAGUGGCCUUUUUCCAUCUGCAGGACUACGACCAGGCUCAGCAGUACCUCCUGGCUGCUGUCAACAGGCAGCCAAAAGAUGCCAAUGUCCGACGGUACCUCCAGCUAACACAGUCGGAACUCAGUAGCUACCAUCAGAAGGAGAGACAGCUCUACCUGGGCAUGUUUGGUUAACAAAGAAGAAAGAUGCUCCUCCACUUGAACUUGAAAGUUAAAGACCCAUCCAGGGGAAACCUGAGCCUCAGCAAGAGAAAUUAACCCCAUACCUCUCUGACCCAAGUGGAUUUCUGUUUUGUUUCGAGCCCUGCACAAACUCCUUGGCACUUACGCAGUCUGGUUUUCUUUUGUUGUUGUGUUGUGUUGUGCUUUGUUUCUCAGGUCUGUCCAUCUGUAUUUGUAUACCUUUCAAUACAUGAUUCUUGCGGAUAUUGCCUUGAGAGUACAGUCACCUAUAGGUGUGAUUAAUCCUCUCUGUGGCACAGAUUUUAAUGGUAGAUGUUGUUAACAUGUAUUCAUGUACAGAGGAGAAAGCUAGUAAAGUAUGAAAGAAUGACAAAAGAGGUUUUUUCUCUGUUUCUCAGAUACCCAGUGCCAAAGUCACACAGACCGCAAACUGGGAAACAUAUUUUUGUGUGAAAACAAUUAUAAAUUGGACCCACAUGACUUAAAAUGGAAAGAUUUGAAAUUAACCAUUUUGAUUAAACCAAUUCCUUUUUCUUAAUAUUCCAUGUACAUUCAGAUUCUUUGUCCCCCCCGUGAAAGUAUCUGGUUUCUAUUUUUUCUGGUAAUAAUUUCUAGCCCCUGCUAUUGUUCAUACUCAGAACAUUCAUACGAUAUACUUAUUUAUUUUUUCAUUAAACUCUUCUAUCUUAAAACCUUGAAUCAGGCAUUUAAGUAUUUAACAGUUCUUUAGCUGUUGUGCCAAAAAAAAAAAAAAAAAACCCAAAUAAACAUUUUAAUUUUUAAUGGUGCAUAUGUAUAGCAUGCUCCUUUCUCUAAGGAAAAGAAAAUAGGAAAAAUAGAUUGCCAUGUUGUCUUGAAACAAUACCAUGAAAGCAGGAUAAAAAAUUAAAUCUUUUCUUCAUGUGUCACCUCGUAUCUAGCAAGAGCUCAGUUCCUUACAGAGUAGGGAAAUAAGGAAGGGUUCUCCUUCCCUAGUGCUGAAGUACCCCAUAGAACUUUCUAGAAGCUUUGUCAGUGCAGGCUGCAGAUCUGGUGUGGUCAUCUCAAUAGGAGGCUCCAUCAACCACAAGCUCCUUUGUCAUUCUGUGUACUUGUUGGGAAUAAUGUCCACAAUGUUUGAGUUCUGUGGAGCAGAUGAGAUCAUGUAGCACUGCCUCGACCUUCAUGAGUGGAGGUAGUAAGCAUGCGUCACUAGGCAUCACCUAACAGAUUCCAGAAAGAACAACCAAAAAACCCCCAAACCCUUAGUCUUGUAAAGUACGCGUGAAUUCUUCUCCCUUCAUCAGUAAUGUCCCCCCACCCCCAAAGGGUCAGGCUUCUCUUUGUGUCUCCCCCUACCCUUAAAUAACAGAACUUAGAAUAAAAAGGUUUUCUACCAAAUAAUCUUGUAAGUCCAAGGACAGAACUAACA